Iphiclides podalirius (scarce swallowtail) is the source of this 588-nucleotide messenger RNA. NCBI's taxonomy places the organism in Eukaryota, Metazoa, Arthropoda, Insecta, Lepidoptera, Papilionidae. The record is from the annotation of a GenBank genome assembly.
AUGGGAUUAUUUUUAAUAGUGAGUUUCCCGGUGACCAUUGGGUAUCUAGUGUUAAUUAUAACAAGUGGAUAUUUAUUUGGAAUAGUGAAGGGUUUGGUGACAGUGGUGGUCAGUGCGAACUUUGGAGUGGCGGUAGCCCACUUUACCCUGAAGCUGCUGCGUGGUUAUCUUCCUUUGGACCGGCUUCUUAAGAACGAGACUGCUCGAGCCUUGCUCAAAGUCAUCUCUGGGCCUCAGGCGUUUAAAAUUGUCUUCUUCGCCAGGCUAACUCCUAUACCGUUUGGACUACAAAAUACAAUUUUUGCAGUGAGCGACGUUGGGGGGUGCGGGUACCACCUGGCGACGUUGCUGGGCCUGCUGCCCGCCCAGGUCAUCAACGUGUACCUCGGCUCCACGCUGCGGUCAAUACACGACGUGCUGCACGAGUCACACCUCACGGGAUACGUGGUGUUCGCGUUCCAGAUCCUGAUCGGCAUAACGCUGAUGGUGUGGGUGGUGCAGAAGGCGCGCAAGGAGCUAACCAUCGCCAUAAUGGCGGCGGAGCUGGGCCGCGACACGCUGUCCACUUCCAGCAGCUCGUCCAUCAGC